Owenia fusiformis is the source of this 2406-nucleotide messenger RNA. NCBI's taxonomy places the organism in Eukaryota, Metazoa, Annelida, Polychaeta, Sabellida, Oweniidae. The record is from the annotation of a GenBank genome assembly.
CGCGAAAAUUAUUGUCAACAACUUACUAAAACCAAAAUAAAAACAAAUCGGUACUUCAAAUACCUGUCUUUCAGCGUUCAAAUACUUGAAAAAUACUUUGGAAAAUAAAUUAUGCCAUUCAAUUCGUUCUAAAGGUUCUACUAAAUCUCAAAUAUAACUUUGGAGUAAAGGAGAUAAAAAUCGUGAAAUAAUAUUUCCGUUAUCGCCCACUUAUAUAACGGGAGCAUAAAGAACCUAAACUAUUGGCAGGUGCUCAGCUGUACACUGACUAUGGACAUUGAAUCGUCAGAUGAUGAGGUGCCAGAUUUGGUACCUGCAAGUACAGUUGUUGAAGAAGAAGGAGAGAUCCCAAAUAGCAAGAAAGUACCUGUUACCAUCAUAACUGGUUUCCUUGGAGCUGGGAAAACAACACUGCUGAACUACAUUCUGACAGAACAGCAUGGCAAGAAAAUUGCAGUCAUUCUUAAUGAAUUUGGAGAAGGCACAUCUAUGGAGAAAUCUAUGUCUGUUGGGCAAGAGGGGGAACUGUUUGAGGAAUGGCUUGAGUUGAGGAAUGGCUGCCUAUGCUGCUCUGUUAAGGACAAUGGGGUUCAAGCUAUUGAGAACCUGAUGAAAAAGAAAGGAAAGUUUGACUACAUUCUUUUAGAAACCACAGGCUUGGCAGAUCCAGGACCGAUUGCAUCCAUGUUCUGGAUUGAUGAAGAACUAUGCAGUGACCUUUUCUUAGAUGGUAUAGUCACAGUAGUUGAUGCCAAAUACUGUCUGCAGCACUUAGAAAAAACAACAGAGCCAGGAUCAAUCAAUGAAGCUGUCAAGCAGGUCGCCCUAGCUGAUGUGAUUAUAGUGAACAAGUUAGACAUUGUGACAGUUGAAGAGAAGGAGACCCUUAUACAUGCAGUCAGUGGGAUCAACAGUGCUAGUGCAAUCAUUGAAACCACAAAAUCAAGAGUGGACUUAGGUGCAAUACUUGACUUGAAUGCUUAUACUGGAGACAGUGUGUUGAAUGGUACUGUAGAUGAGAGACGGAAUAGAUUUGUAGAUACAGGGACACACAAUGUAGACAAGAAAAUGUCAACUGUAACAUUGGAAAUCUCAGGGGAGUUGGAUCCUAAAAAACUUGAUGUCUUCUUCCAAAAUCUUCUCUGGGAAAAAGUCUAUGAAGAUAGUAAGGGCAGCUUGAUGUUGAUUCUAAGGAUGAAGGGUGUCCUGAAUAUUGUUGACUCUUCAAAAAGGGUGCUUCUACAGGGUGUCCAUGAACUCUAUGACCAGCAACCAACAACAGAGUGGGAACCAGAGGAAUCAAGGACCAACACAGUAGUAUUUAUAGGCAAGAACCUGGAGAGGGGUGUUCUGCUUGAUGGACUCGAGGGAUGUUUGGCACAACACUGAUGGCCCAGAACAGAAGCAGUUAGCGGGACUUGUUCCAGCUUCCUGGCCCAGUUGAGGAUGAUGGGAAAUCCAGACUCAGGCACUACAAAGGCAUGCCUGUUUAAUGAGGGAAUUCUCUGGAAUUUCCCAUGUUCUUUGGAGUGGCUUGACAGCAGAAUCAAAGUGUUGAUGAGCACAAAACAGCAUGUGUUAGACCUCAAUAAAUAUUGAUUGUACAAAUGGGGCUUUCACCAACCUUCACAUUAACCCUCCAAUCUCUGAAGAGGCGCAUGAGGUAACCUGCUGAAUUAUCAGUGAUUCAUGGGUUAACUUAGCAGAAAAUAGCCAGACUUGGGAUGAAGUACUUUGAGAAAAGCCUGGAAAGUCGAUUAUCAUUUGGAGUGAAGGCAACUCUGCUAAGGUUUAUUGACACUGCCAGGCUUAGUCGAUAAAUUUUAUGGAAUACAAACAAAUGUGUAAAGAAUGAGUGGCAGCUGGAGAAGGCAGUAAACCAGACUGCUUGGCACCAUUCAUUAAUGGCUGCGCUUGUUGAACCCCCUCUAGUGGAGGGUCCUGAUAGACUGCAUGGCUCCAUCUGGGUCAUAGCGUACUUUUAACACUAGACUGCAUGUCUCCCAUUAUGGGUCAUACUGGUACAUUCACUACUUGAGAAUGUGGGUUUCUCUUCCUUAAAUAUAAUGAAAACUGAGCAUUCCUGUUGUAUUUGAGAUACUUUUGGGAAUACUUGGUGGAAAUGUUUUUGAAGACGGUUACAUUUUAUCAUCAUUCUUGUCAGGAAAUCAUUCUUGUCGGAAUGUUUCCAUGUGAUUUUAUUAUGUCACCACCAAAAGUGUUGACAUAUUGGUAUAGUCUCCAACUUUUUUGUGGAUAGUGUUUGGUUGUUGGUGUUCAGCGUUCAGCAGUCAGUGUUCAGCAUCUGCAACAAAUGGCAGGUGAUGACAUUUUGCUCGUUAAUGCCUUGUUAUUUGUUUUUAUGACCUCACCAGCCAGUGAUAUAUAUAAUUGUGAUUUUAUUUU